AACUCGAAACAGGUCAUGUACUUUUAAAACAUGAAGAUACAAACAUUGAGAUAGAUUAACCCGACAACACACAAAACACGUGCGAUAUAUUUAGAGUCAUGUCAAUUAUUAUUACAGUUAUAUAACGUUAGUGUGAUUUUAGUAGAGGUCAAUGUGUUUUAGCAGAACAAAUAAAGCGUAAUGAUGAGUGUGUGUGGAGCUGUUCGCUGUCGGCUGAUGCAGACCCGCAGUGCUGUGAGGAAAAUCCUCCAGCAGAACCGAGCCUUCUGCAAUGGAUCUUCAGGAGGAAUCAGAGAAAAACUGCAGGCUUUUCCAGGAGGAUCUGUGGAGCUCCAGAAGCAGCAGGAGUCCGGCAUCGCGGUGCUGACCGUCAGCAACCCGGCGCGCAUGAACGCCUUCUCGGGCUGUAUGAUGCUUGAACUGGAGCAGCGGGUGAAUGAACUGGAGAUCUGGACAGAAGGAAAGGCCGUAAUUGUACAGGGAGCUGCUGGAAACUUCUGCUCCGGAUCGGAUCUCAAUGCAGUCCGAGCGAUUGCAAACCCACAUGAUGGCAUGAAGAUGUGUGAGUUCAUGCAGAACACUCUCACAAGACUCCUCAGGCUGCCGCUCAUCUCUGUAGCUCUGGUGGAGGGAAGAGCUCUGGGUGGAGGAGCAGAACUCACCACCGCCUGUGACUUCAGGUUGAUGACGUCUGAUGCAGUGAUCCAGUUCGUCCAUAAGCACAUGGGUUUGGUUCCGGGAUGGGGAGGAGCUGCGAGACUGGUGGGCAUUAUCGGCAGCAGGAACGCCCUGAAACUGCUGAGCGGAGCCAGUAAGGUGGAUCCGGACUGUGGAAAGCAGAUGGGUCUGGUGGAUGAGGUGCUCCAGUGUCGCUCUGAUGAAGGGAAAGCUCUGGCCCAUGCAGAGCAGUGGAUCGCUCCCUUCAUUAAAGGCCCUGCUCCGGUCAUACAGGCCAUCAAGAAGGUCGUAGUUUCGGGACGAGAACUUCCUCUCGACGAAGCACUUAAAUGCGAGAGAUCUGUGUUUGGGACAGUAUGGGGUGGUCCGGCCAAUCUGGAGGCUCUGGCUUCAAAACCCAAACACAAGUGAUUGAAUCAUCAUCACUGUCUGACAUUAAAGAUCUUUAUGGUUU
Messenger RNA from Danio aesculapii, 1132 nucleotides. RefSeq names its product enoyl CoA hydratase domain containing 1 (gene echdc1). Gene Ontology annotation, biological process: fatty acid beta-oxidation. Bases 181 to 1089 code for a protein of 302 amino acids. Gene Ontology annotation, cellular component: cytosol. The transcript has 5 exons. The record is from RefSeq and is a predicted model, not a curated record. Gene Ontology annotation, molecular function: enoyl-CoA hydratase activity. NCBI's taxonomy places the organism in Eukaryota, Metazoa, Chordata, Actinopteri, Cypriniformes, Danionidae.